AUGAAUGAAAAUAAGGAUCUUGUUACUUCACUUCUGCCUAUUAAAUUGUGUGAAUCUAAUGGGCCCUCAGCAUCUAAUAAUAUCUCUUAUACAAUUGACUUUCGGCAUUUAUCUCAUUUUUGUGUUUCUAAUAUAUUUACGCCUAUCCUACAAAAAUCUCUUAAUUGUGAUGACGAGUUCUUUAAUAUUAUGGAGGAAUUUAUUUCAACUAAAAUACAUGAAUUACAACUUUUAGAAGAAAAUAAAGUUGAUAAUAAAGUUGAAUCUCAACCAGCCAUUGUUAAUCUAUUUAUGACAAAAUACUGUGGGCGGCCGUCUAAACGAUUCAAGAGUACAUUAGAGCAGACUGCAAAUUCUUAA
This is a messenger RNA of Racocetra persica, 360 nucleotides long. The record is from the annotation of a GenBank genome assembly. NCBI's taxonomy places the organism in Eukaryota, Fungi, Glomeromycota, Glomeromycetes, Diversisporales, Gigasporaceae.